UCGAUGCGUAUUAACUGUCUCGCCUCUUGUAUCUCAUAUAUAUUGCUUGUUGAUGCUAUUCGCUCUUCGUGAAUCCAUUGCGAACGUCAAAAUCAGUCUUGUUCAACGAUUUAUGUUCGACUGUAGCGUUCCGCUCAACGUGUGUCGCGACAACACCGAACGAAAGAUCAGCAAGGAUCGACUCAUUCACGGACAGUCGGACGUUGUCAUUUUAAAACGGAAGCCAUCUUGUGGCCGAGCCUCCCAUAUUAUACGGGAAUAAUAGUCCUCUGACUAUUUGUUCCAAUUGAUUUCUCCGCAUCUUUUCUAACACGUCUGGACUAUGCAUGAACCAUUUUAUCACGUGUUCACAUAGCCAUGGCUGCGACGAGAAAGUUGCAAGGUGAAAUAGAUCGGUGCCUUAAAAAAGUAACGGAGGGUGUGGAAACCUUUGAAGAUAUUUGGCAGAAAGUUCAUAAUGCCACCAACAGCAAUCAGAAGGAAAAGUACGAGGCAGACCUUAAAAAGGAAAUCAAGAAACUUCAAAGGUUACGCGAUCAGAUCAAGAGCUGGAUCGCGUCGGGUGAGAUCAAGGAUAAGAGCACGCUUCUCGAGUACAGGAAGUUAAUCGAAACUCAAAUGGAAAGAUUUAAAGUUGUGGAAAGAGAAACAAAAACAAAGGCUUAUUCCAAGGAAGGCUUGGGUGCGGCACAAAAGCUCGAUCCGGCACAGAAGGAAAGAGAAGAAGUCAGUAAUUGGCUGGCCAAUUCUAUAGAUGCUCUCAAUAUACAGCUGGACACGUUUGAAUCAGAGAUAGAGUCGUUAUUGGCAGGGAAGAAAAAAAGGUUAGACAAAGAUAAACAAGAUAGGAUGGACGAGUUGAAGACGAAACUCGAUAAACACCGCUAUCAUAUCCGUAAAUUGGAAACAUUGUUACGUAUGCUCGACAAUAUGUCCGUCGAGGUCAACACGAUUAAGAGGAUAAAAGAGGACGUUGAAUAUUAUAUUGAAUCUUCUCAAGAUCCUGACUUUGAGGAAAACGAAUAUAUAUACGACGAUAUUAUCGGCCUUGACGAAGUUGAGUUAUCCGGAGUUGGUAUCCCUUCGUCAGCAACAACAGACAGUAACAAUAGCAACGAAACCGGCGGCACACCGACUUCGACUAAUUCCUGCACAUCGCCGUCCGCCAUACCAUCGCCACCACUGAGUUCUACUUUGCAUAAUCACUCGAGCGACAGUUCUACGGAGAAUGAUAAGAAAACAAAGCCUGUAAAACCAACAGCAGUCAGGCCGUUACUGAAUACGCAAGCGAGCAUUCCAACAACGGGAAGCACUGCCACCAUCAAAUCGAAUAUGUUAUCGAGCAGCACUCCGAGUAAAACCAUUCCCAUGACACCUAGCCAUAGCUCGCCUAGUUCUACGAGCAAUCACAUCGCCACUACAAACGUCGGCAAUUUCGCCACCGUAGCUGCCUCGCACAGUAAUUCGCAAGCCAUUCAUUCUACCUCUAAUAAAACAUCCAGUCACAACAGCGAAAAUGGCAUUUUGUCGUCGUCGUCGUCGUCAUCUACAUCCAACGUUACGACCAAUGUGCCACUGACGGUCGCGCAGCAGCACAGUAAUAAUCCGCCACCGCCACCGCCGCCGACACAGACGACGCAUGUACUGCAUAGCCAGCAGAGUCAGAAUCAUAAUAGCGAAACGGAGAUCGUUACGCCGGUACCACCAUCCUCGUCGCCGCAGUCGUCCGUUAGCAGUAGAUCCUCACCGCUACCUGUGAAUUCCUGCUCGCCAGCACCGUCCACUGCCAAUGGUCUCAUCCCUAAGCUACCCGACAGCAUGUCCUCUCUAAAAUCCAUCGCCCAACAAGUCAUUGUCCGAGCAGGUCUUGAGAUACCUCCAUCCGAGUCGAGUCGAAACAUCUUCGAUAGUGCCAAGACGAACAGUAAUAACAAUAACAAUGCAACGUCGGAAGCACACAUUCCUCCUUUGCUCGGGGUUGCACCCCUCGGACCUGUACCUUUGCAAAAGGAACACCAGUUGCAGUUUCAGAUGAUGGAAGCCGCCUAUUAUCAUAUGCCGCAUCCAUCCGACUCUGAAAGAUUACGUUCGUAUUUGCCGAGAAAUACGUGCACGACACCACCUUAUUACCAGCAGGUUCAGCUUCCCCAUUCGGAUACCGUGGAAUUCUUCCAGCGUCUUUCCACGGAAACCUUAUUCUUCAUAUUUUAUUACAUGGAAGGCUCCAAGGGGCAAUAUUUGGCAGCGAAAGCUCUGAAGAAACAGAGUUGGAGGUUUCAUACCAAGUACAUGAUGUGGUUCCAGAGGCACGAGGAGCCGAAAGUUAUCAACGAAGAAUACGAGCAGGGGACGUACAUCUAUUUUGAUUAUGAAAAAUGGGGACAGAGAAAGAAAGAAGGCUUCACUUUUGAGUAUAAGUACUUAGAAGACAGAGACCUGAAUUAACAGUUCCGUCGCUCAUUUUAUCUCCGAGAUACGUCGUUCCUGUACCGAUAUUGUGUACCCGAGGGAGAAAUUUCGCGGAGAAUAUGUUUCUGUUCGUCGGUAAUGGGAUAUGUAAGAAAGAAAAAUUAAAUCGAGGAACAAAAACACUCGUGCAUACAAGGCAAUGAAGGCAUUUCAUUACAUUUUGACACCGCGACGAUAUAAAAUCUCUUAUAAUUGAUCUUUUCCCCGAGAGUAAACUGCAAGAUAGAUUACAGCAAAAGAGAACGAAGAAAAACAGACUAACAGCGAGACAAAGAGGUAGAUCAGUCCGACAUAAGUUAAAUACUGAUUUAUUGUAAAUGAUUACUAUACACACACACACACACGCAUGUAUGUGUGUGUGUGUAUGUGUGUGUGUGUGUGUGUAUGUAUAUGUAUAUACAUACGCGCGCACGCUCGUAAAAACAAGACAAGUGAAAAAAAAUGAAAGGUAAAAGGAACAUUUGCAGUUAUUCGGUGUGCUGUAUGUGAUAUCGAGGGGUGGAUAGGAGAGAAGGGAAGUAAUUGCACUAGUUGGCGACUGAUUCUGUAAUACCAGUACAAACAUGCGUGCGACCCAUCCGCCGUCUGCUAAGGUGGAGGGCGCUCAUGCUAUGGUAUGUCUUAAUGUUAGAUUAUAAGUAGCCUUUUUGUAUAAAGUGUAUCGAGGUAUAAAACUUAAAUUGAAUUACUGUACAGAAUGUGUAGAAAUAGUGAAUAAUAAUACUAUGGAAUAUA
Messenger RNA from Harpegnathos saltator (Jerdon's jumping ant), 3204 nucleotides. It is a transcript of the gene Not3, whose product is annotated as CCR4-associated factor Not3. The transcript has 9 exons. Bases 358 to 2445 code for a protein of 695 amino acids. Gene Ontology annotation, biological process: regulation of DNA-templated transcription. Gene Ontology annotation, cellular component: nucleus; CCR4-NOT core complex. Lineage: Eukaryota; Metazoa; Arthropoda; Insecta; Hymenoptera; Formicidae. The record is from RefSeq and is a predicted model, not a curated record.